Molecule: messenger RNA, 3603 nt
Organism: Salvelinus fontinalis (brook trout)
Lineage: Eukaryota; Metazoa; Chordata; Actinopteri; Salmoniformes; Salmonidae
Product: gastrula zinc finger protein XlCGF17.1-like
Exons: 2
Coding region: 247-1401 (384 amino acids)
Biological process (GO): regulation of transcription by RNA polymerase II
Molecular function (GO): DNA-binding transcription factor activity, RNA polymerase II-specific; RNA polymerase II cis-regulatory region sequence-specific DNA binding
Source: RefSeq, a predicted model, not a curated record
GGGACGGAACGCUUCUUUCAGCAGCAGCAACAGUUAGUCCGCCACCUCCGUAGCUUGCUAGCCAAAAUAGCCGAACCCAUAAAGCUCUUUAGACGCUUUAGUGUAUAUUAGCCACUGUAUUUUAAACCCUUGUCUGUCGUCUAGUUAGUUAGUUAUCCGUUUUAAUUUCAUAUUUACGGUGUUGUUAUUAUUCAGCUAGCGGGCUGGUUAAGUUAGCAUUAGCCUAGCUAGCUAACAUCUCCGACCAUGAGUUCACUAAAUUACUCUCUUCCUGCUGAAGAAGAGACGGUCUGUUGGACGGAGAAAGAAGCUCUCAUCAAAGAGGAGGAGGAAGAGAAGGAUGUUACAAUACAAAAACAAGUAGAGGGUGAGGUUGUUACCCUGAAAGAAGAAGAGAAAGACGUUUCAGUGAAAGAAGAGGAAGACGUUACAGUGAAAGAAGAGGCGUUCAGAGUGAAAGAGGAGGAGGGUGUUACAGUAAAAGAUGAGGAGGUUUCAGUUUUUGAAGUGAAAGCGGAGGAGGGGGAGAAUACGGUCAAAUCGGAAGAAGAGGAGGAAGAAACUGGAUAUCUGGGCUCGAUUUCCCAAACGCAAUUUAAGGCAUCCAGUGGUUCUAAAGAUGAACUUAGCCAUAAGAUGGUUUUGAGAAACUGGGCCGUGAUUACCACUGGAGAGAGACGUGACUAUCGUGGAUCCUCUGGGGAGCCUCGACAACAUCAUGAGGCAGAGAAAAGUCUCUCCAGAUCAGACCUCUUCAAGAAACACCAGCAGAGAUCCACAGGGAAGAAAUCUCACUGCUGCUCUGACUGUGGGAAAUGUUGCAAAUCUUCAUCAGAACUUAAAAUACACCAGAGAACACACACAGGAGAGAAACCAUAUAGCUGUGAUCAAUGUGGGAUAAGUUUUGCUAAAUCUAGCCAUCUGACUACACACCAGAGAACACACACAGGAGAGAAACCAUAUAGCUGUGAUCAAUGUGGGAAGAGUUUUACUAGAUCUGACUCUCUGACUUUACACCAAAGAACACACACAGGAGAGAAACCUUAUAGCUGUGGUCAAUGUGGGAAGAGUUUUACUGCAUCUGGCUCUCUGACUUUACACCAAAGAACACACACAGGAGAGAAACCUUAUAGCUGUGGUCAAUGUGGGAAGAGUUUUACUACAUCUGGCUCUCUAACUUUACACCAAAGAACACACACGGGAGAGAAACCUUAUAGCUGUGAUCAAUGUGGGAAGAGUUUUGGUCAAUCUGGCCAGCUGACAGUGCACCAGAGAACACACACAGGAGAGAAACCUUAUAGCUGUUAUCAAUGUGGGAAGAGUUUUUGUCAAUCUGGCUAUCUGACAGUGCACAAGAGAAUACACACAGGAGAGCCAAUGUAUAGCUGUGACCAGAGAUAAUCUGAUAAAAGAUCUCUGACUAAUCAUCAGAAAAUACAUGAAGGAGUUUUAAUGAUAUCAAUGAAAUGAUGUCACAAUGUAGAAUGUUUUAACAUUGUAGUAGGAGUAUUUUAAUGAUGUCACAAUGUAGAACCCUAAAUGUUUGCCCCCUGUUCUAUUGAUUUCAACAUGAUAUGGAUAUUAGCCUCAGGGGAAAAAUCCAGGCUCUGAAUUAAAUGAGUACUAUUUAUGAGAUUUAGUAAGUACACAUUAUUCCCAGAUUCCGUGUGGGUGUUUGAGCUGCUAGUUUUAACAGGACGUGCAACCUCAUCUCCCUCCUGUCACAUAAAUGAUUUUAGCAUGAAAUUGAUUAGUUAUGACAAAUAAGUGUUGCGUUCCUUUGUUUAGCGACCCCUACAUUUAAAUGCAUUCCAACAUCACGUACAACCUGAUUUCCCCCCUAAUUGAUAUCAGUGAUUUAUUGCUACUUGUCAAAACAACACUGUUUCUGGUGCUUGUUUAAAAAAAUACAAGAAAUAUGAUUAUUGUGGCAGAUGUUUGUGUAAAUAGCACAUGUUAUGUUUAGGUUUUCAAUUUAUCCCAAACUGUUUCUGCUUAUUGGUUAUUGAUUUGGACACGUUAAAACUGUGUUUUGACAUUGAGGCUAUCCCACCUAGCAAAAUGUAAUUGAAAAGAUGUUGAAAAUAAGACUAUGCAAUCAAAUAUUUUUUAAACAUUUUUUAUUAUACCAUGCCUUACCAUUAAGUGAAUUAUUGACAAUACAUAUUAUCAAAGGGGUGUACAUUUGGUUUUGGUAAUUCAUGUUUACAACUCAUAUAACUUUUAGUAAUCAUAAUUAUUUAUGCAAUCAACUGACAAUUUUCGGGUAUAAAUAUAUUGACAUUGUUGCCCUGUUUUUAGAAUAGCAGGGUUCAUUCUCAGAUGUGCCAACCCAAAUGUACUAGAGCAUGACAUUGGGGACUGGGCCCUGAUCCAACAACAUGCCUAUCGAGUGAUCCCUGUAAAGAGAGAAGCUCCGCAGUGAGGUGGAAAGUUAGUACGGAUAUUGCAGGAGUUUCCUCUUGAAAUCAGACACGUCCGUGGUAAGGACAACUUGGUUGCUGAUUGUCUCAAGGGGGGCAGUCAAAAAGAUUUGUGUUUUGUGUUUAGCCAGUGAGUUGCCAUGGAUCACAAUUUAUUUUGACUGCACGGUUUUCCGUAUUGGAGAUGAGUUUAGUUUGGGCUCGUUCCAAGGGGACGAGAGUUCUAGAAGCUAGUGAGUUUUAGGAAGAUGAGAGUUCUAGAAGCUAGUGAGUUUUAGGAAGACGAGAGUUCUAGAAGGGAAAAAAUAAUAGUUUAGGAAUCUAUAGAAAGAAAAAGGAGAAAAUAUACGAUAUUAUUAUACGUUGUGUUUAUUAUUAAUUAGAUUUUUUUUAAUUUUUUUUAUUGUUGACAGCCAGUAGACACCAUGUUUAUAUUGGUGAAGCAUUGUAGUUGAUUAUAAUGUGAAAUGGAAGUUGUUUUCUGUUGGUGGUGAGCAAACUUGUCCAACAAAAAUAUAGGAUAUAUUAAGGGGGAAGGUGUUACAGGCUUUGGUUUUUCCAUUUAUGUUUUGAGGUUGGACUUUAGCACGUAUAGCUCGUUAGCACGUCUUGCUUGUUAGCACGUAGGAUGCACUGAUAAGUGUCACCUCGUUAGUCAGUAUGUGUUACACCUGUGCUGGCUUGUCCAUCUCGUUAGUGGGAAGGUGUUUCACCUGAGCUGGUCCAGGUUAUAUUUAAGAGUGUCUGGCCCAGUGCGCCAGUUGUCUGGAUAGAUGUGGAGAGUCAACACCUUUAGUUGCUCCACUUUUUUGGUUUGCUUCCUGUCUUUAAGUUUAUUGUGGGCUUUUAUUUAGUUUUCCUCUUCUUGGGCAGAUUUAGUGGGUCUCGUGGUGGGUGUCUUUUAGGUCCCAGUUGUUGGUACUAGUCAACUUUCAUUGGACACCCCAUAGUGACUUUCAGAGCCCAUCCUAAAAAACAAGCUUAUAUUUUUGGACUGGAUAUUUUAAUAUAUGGCAUUUCCUUGGGAUGCUCAUUAGUCUUUAAGUUGGUAUUAUUGUUUUUUUAUCCUCUUAUGUUUGUGUACUAAAUAUUCGUGUUUAUUUUCAUUGUUUUUUCCUGAGAAGCCAUUGUGUUGCAUGUCUGAAAUGUGCUGUAUAAAUAAAGCUUGAUUUGAUUUGAA